AUGUCUUCCAACCAGACUUCUUCAGAGCCCAGUAAAGCCAAUGGCCAAUAUAACUCGAUGAUGGGAACCGCCAAAGAGGCUUUCGGAAACGCCAUUGGUGGUGACUCUUGGACACAAGCAGGCAAAGAGCAACAUGUUCAGGGCGAAGCCGAAUAUAAUGCCGCUCAGGCUAAAGAGUACGCCAAUGGUACUAUCGACCGUGCAGGAGGAAAGAUAGAUUCCGUUAUGGGUGCUGUUACUGGAGACAAGCAACAGCAAAUGGCUGGAAAUGUCCGUCACGAUAAAGGACGGGUUCAGCAAGAGGCAAAUCAACCCUAA
Molecule: messenger RNA, 318 nt
Organism: Lentinula edodes (shiitake mushroom)
Lineage: Eukaryota; Fungi; Basidiomycota; Agaricomycetes; Agaricales; Omphalotaceae
Exons: 3
Coding region: 1-318 (105 amino acids)
Source: RefSeq, a predicted model, not a curated record